UGAAGAUCAUUUAAACGCAUUUCGACCUUCACCGAGUCAUCGAUUCGUUACAACAAACGGAUCAAAACUAGAAAGCUUCCACGAAAUAUAAUUUUAUACACUAUUUUUCUCAGGUUCAAGUGAAUUAUAAUCAAGCGGGGGACAGAUAUGUCGUUUGAUCUCCUGUUGAAACCGUCUUGCGGCGGGUGUGGAUCCACCACAGAUUUGUACGGAAGCAGUUGCAAACACAUGACCUUGUGUUUGACAUGCGGCAAAACCAUGGCGGAGAACCGCGCAAAGUGCUAUGACUGCGGCGUCAACGUUACUCGCUUGAUUAGGGAGUAUAAUGUUCGGGCGAAUCCAAGCAGUGACAAGAACUUCUUUAUCGGUAGAUUUGCAACUGGUUUGCCAAACUUUUCGAAGAAGAAGAGUGCGGAGAACAAAUGGAGUCUCGUUAAAGAAGGACUGCAAGGACGCCAACUAACCGAAGUCUUACGGGAGAAGUAUAAAAAUAAGCCUUGGCUCUUGGAGGAUGAAACAGGCCAGUUUCAAUACCACGGUCACGUUGAAGGUGCACAGUCAGCAACUUACUACCUGCUAAUGAUGCAAGGAAAGGAGUUUGUUGCUAGUCCUGCUGGUUGUUGGUAUAACUUUAACAAGGUUGCACAAUAUAAACAACUUACCCUUGAGGAGGCAGAAGAGAAAAUGAGGAAUAGGAGGAAGACUGCAGAUGGAUACCAGAGGUGGAUGAUGAAAGCUGCAAAUAAUGGACCCGCUGCAUUUGGUGAAGUAGAGAAGUUUGAUGACAAGGAGAGUGGCGCAGCUGGUGGUAGGGGCCGAAAAAAAUCAAGUGGCGAUGAAGAAGAAGGCAAUGUCUCUGAGAAAGGGGAGGAAGAUGAAGAGGAGGAGGCUGCAAGGAAGAACAGGCUUGGACUCAACAAAAGAGCCGGUGAUGAUGAUGAAGAAGGUCCGAGGGGAGGUGAUCACGAUUUGGAUGAUGAUGAUAUUGAGAAGGGUGAUGAUUGGGAGCAUGAAGAAAUUUUUACUGAUGAUGAUGAAGCUGUUGGUAAUGAUCCUGAGGAGCGGGAAGAUCUCGCCCCUGAAGUUCCUGCACCUCCAGAGAUCAAGGAGGACGACGACGACGAGAAUGAAGAGGAAGAGGGAGGACUUAGUAAAUCUGGAAAAGAGUUGAAGAAGUUGCUUGGCCGAGCUAACGGACUGAAUGAUUCAGACGCAGAGGAUGACGAUGAUGAUGAAGACAUGGAUGAUGAUGUGAGCUUUUCUCCUGUUCUGGCUCCGAAGCAGAAGGAUCAACCUAAAGAAGAACCAGCUGAUAGCACUCCUCCUAAACCAGUGCCGUCAGGAUCAUCUCGAGGAACUCCAUCUUCCAAGUCAGCAAAGUCAAAGAGAAAAUUAGAUGGUGAUGUCGCUAAGGCGUCCAAUGGUGCUCCUCCGAAGAAGGUGAAGACAGAAAAUGAGUUAAAAUCUUCUGUAAAAGAAGAAACUGUACCUUCUUCUAAAUCUGGUGCGCAUGCGAAAGGUUCUUCGAAAACCUCGUCAACAUCUCCGAUGGCAUCGUCACCCACUGGACUUGUGACUGAAGAAGAAAUCAGGGCUGUGCUGUCACAAAAGACACCUGUAACCACACAGGAUCUUGUUGCUAAAUUUAGAGCCAGACUGAAAACCCCUGAGGACAAGAAAGCUUUUGCAGAUAUUUUGAGGAGGAUUUCUAAGAUACAAAAGACUCCUGGACCAAACAACUAUGUCGUGUUGAGAAACAAAUGAUGAUGAAACUCCUUGAAAAUUCUUGCCCUUUUUCUUACCAAGCUUGUGAGAACUAAUGGAAUUCACACAAGGUUGGUACCUUGCUUGGUGCUGAGGUAUCUGUUCUCGGAUCUCUCUGGAUAAAUUUGUAGUGGAUUCUGUGAUAAUCUAGUGUUUAAACUCGACAUCCGCAUCUAAAAGCAAUAUAAGUCAGUAUCACAAGUGAUCAUAAAAUCUUUCUUGUAAUUAAGGUUCUGUUGGUGGAAUUUUCUUUCUUUAAGUGUUUACAAUGUUGAAGGAAGGUGUGGUGGGUAUUGAUUUUUAAGAGUAAUCAACGGCCAUUGCAGCUUUGAACUUUUACCUGGUA
This is a messenger RNA of Carica papaya (papaya), 2110 nucleotides long. RefSeq names its product transcription initiation factor IIF subunit alpha RAP74 (gene RAP74). Lineage: Eukaryota; Viridiplantae; Streptophyta; Magnoliopsida; Brassicales; Caricaceae. Gene Ontology annotation, cellular component: transcription factor TFIIF complex; nucleus. The record is from RefSeq and is a predicted model, not a curated record. Gene Ontology annotation, biological process: positive regulation of transcription elongation by RNA polymerase II; transcription initiation at RNA polymerase II promoter. Gene Ontology annotation, molecular function: TFIIF-class transcription factor complex binding; RNA polymerase II general transcription initiation factor activity; DNA binding.